Molecule: messenger RNA, 474 nt
Organism: Psylliodes chrysocephalus
Lineage: Eukaryota; Metazoa; Arthropoda; Insecta; Coleoptera; Chrysomelidae
Source: the annotation of a GenBank genome assembly
AUGUUUAAUUUCUUAAAAAAGAAAUCCACUGAAAAUGAAGAACAAAAACAAACUAUUAUUACACCUUAUAGUGCUGCAGACAUUACGGAAUUAAAAGAUACGAUUUAUGAUGUGAUAAGAACGAUAAAAGAUCCCGAAAAACCAAACACACUGGAACAACUUGAAGUGGUUUAUGAAGAUGGAAUCAUGGUAAGUCAGCCAAGAACAAGUGAAUUUUUCGUUGUAAGAAUUGAAUUUAAUCCGACAAUACCACAUUGUUCUUUGGCCACAUUAAUAGGAUUAUGUAUCAGGAUAAAAGUUGAGAGGAAUAUUCCGAAUCGCAUAAAAUUGGAUAUAUUUAUCAAAAAAGGGGCACACGCUACAGAAGAAGAAAUAAAUAAACAAAUAAACGACAAAGAAAGGAUAGCUGCUGCUAUGGAAAAUCCUAAUCUAAAAGAAAUGGUUGAGAAUUGUAUUAUGGAAGAGGACUGUUAA